AUGCCUACCGGGAGAGAGUUGAUGUCAAGGAACCCACUCACUCCUUUCCAUCGGCAUGGUAAUACCUCGAUUCAAGCCUCUUCUCGAGGUCAGGUCACGACAGGUGAGCAUGAGCAAGAUCAAGGAGCGCGACUCCGGCAAGCUAGAGUCGAGAUCCAACAGCUCGAGCAGGCCAUAAAAAACAUGAAGUGCGGCGACAGUCUCGAGGAGGUCAGCACGGUGCUGAUGAAAUCGCCUGAAUGGACCGUGACGUUUCAGCAUGCGACCUAUACGCUGUCGGCGGUCAAGAUCGGGAGGAUGUUGCUGCAAGACGCGCAAGCGCAGCUUCCAGCAGCAGCAGCAGCAGCAGCAGGGAGACGACAGGUCCAAGAUCACCAUGUCUGCACGGACGACCAGUACAGAGCGAUAGUGAACGAGACCAUGGCGAGGAUGAGAUGUGGAAUCAAGAUCGAAGAGGCAUUGACUCAAGCCAAGGCUGAAGUCGAAGCUGGACGUAUCUAG
Messenger RNA from Exophiala spinifera, 501 nucleotides. RefSeq lists its product as uncharacterized. The record is from RefSeq and is a predicted model, not a curated record. The transcript has a single exon. NCBI's taxonomy places the organism in Eukaryota, Fungi, Ascomycota, Eurotiomycetes, Chaetothyriales, Herpotrichiellaceae. Bases 1 to 501 code for a protein of 166 amino acids.